AUGCAGUUCCGCUCCAUCAUCCUCGCUGCCACCGGCCUUCUCUCUGUUGCCUACGCUGCCCCAGCUUCCGGUAGCGUCGUUGCUGAAAACCCGAUCUUCACUCGCCAGUGCGCCGCAAAUGGCGUGUGCUCAACCGACGUCAAUGGAUGCACGAACCUUCGAUGCUGCUCUGGCGUGAAGCAGGUAAGAAAAUAUAUUUAG
Bipolaris zeicola 26-R-13 is the source of this 201-nucleotide messenger RNA. RefSeq lists its product as uncharacterized. NCBI's taxonomy places the organism in Eukaryota, Fungi, Ascomycota, Dothideomycetes, Pleosporales, Pleosporaceae. The record is from RefSeq and is a predicted model, not a curated record. Bases 1 to 201 code for a protein of 66 amino acids. The transcript has a single exon.